Erigeron canadensis is the source of this 604-nucleotide messenger RNA. Its product is annotated as 60S ribosomal protein L27-3-like. The transcript has a single exon. Lineage: Eukaryota; Viridiplantae; Streptophyta; Magnoliopsida; Asterales; Asteraceae. Bases 71 to 478 code for a protein of 135 amino acids. Gene Ontology annotation, molecular function: structural constituent of ribosome. Gene Ontology annotation, cellular component: cytosolic large ribosomal subunit; ribosome. Gene Ontology annotation, biological process: translation. The record is from RefSeq and is a predicted model, not a curated record.
AUUUCCACAAACCCUAGCUCACACUAACUGCGUGUUUUCUCUGUGUGUGUGUAACCGGCGGCGAUCAAAAAUGGUGAAGUUUCUCAAACCAAACAAAGCAGUGGUGGUUCUCAACGGCCGUUUCGCCGGCCGUAAAGCCGUGAUUGUGAAACAGUUCGAUGACGGGACUCGCGACCGCCCGUACGGACACUGUUUGGUAGCCGGGAUCUCAAAGUACCCUAAGAAAGUGAUCCGAAAAGACUCAGCGAAAAAGACGGCGAAGAAGUCGCGCGUGAAGGCAUUCAUCAAGCUGGUGAACUACAACCACAUAAUGCCGACAAGGUACACUCUGGAUGUUGAUUUGAAAGAUGUGGUGAAUGUGGAGGCGCUUCAGUCACGUGAUAAGAAGGUGAGCGCGUGUAAGGAGACAAAGGCGCGUUUCGAAGAGAGGUUUAAGACUGGAAAGAACCGUUGGUUUUUCUCGAAGCUUCGUUUCUAGAUGAUGAGGUUUUCGUCUGUUAUUUUAUUUUAUGUUUUAUGCUUAUUUUCAUAUGUAUUUGAAAGAGAUUAUUAUGCAGAAUUGCUUAUGCUUAUUAUGGAUAUUAAUUUUGCUAGUUUUGUUAAA